Molecule: messenger RNA, 1626 nt
Organism: Puccinia triticina
Lineage: Eukaryota; Fungi; Basidiomycota; Pucciniomycetes; Pucciniales; Pucciniaceae
Exons: 14
Coding region: 1-1626 (541 amino acids)
Molecular function (GO): iron ion binding; monooxygenase activity; oxidoreductase activity, acting on paired donors, with incorporation or reduction of molecular oxygen
Source: RefSeq, a predicted model, not a curated record
AUGAUCACCCUUAUAUUGGUAGAUCUGCUGGUAUGUAGUUUGGUGUACCUUCUCAUCAAGUUUCGCAAUCGAGCAAUCGGGACGCCAAAGAGAAGGGAUCCCAGAUUUUCCGAUGUACCCGGCUGGCCAUUAAUCGGACACCUGCCGAAGAUUCUCCAAAACAGGACCCGAACAUUAGAGGAACUUACGACGAAGGGCUUGCAAUAUGGCCCUGGUUCUAGUACGACCGUUCCCGGGGUCAGGAUCAUCGAUAUCAGCAAACCAGAAUGGAUCGAGUAUGCACAAAAGACCAAUCUCGUCGACUAUAUCAAGGGACCGUUGGGCCAAGCCAUAAUGUAUGAUGUCUUGGGUGAUAGCUUCUUUCUGACCGAUGGUCCAGGCUGGAAAAAAGCUCGACGUGCCACCGCCGCAAUUUUCACAAUAAAGACAUUCAAGACUAUCAUCAUCCCUUGCGCCAACAACAGCGUCGAUAGGCUGGUCGAAGUGUUGAAGUUGACGGCGGAAAGAAACCAAGACAUCGAUUUCUGCAACCUUUUUUACCGCUAUACCAUGGAGUCCUUCAUGCAGAUGACCUUUGGGACCGAUCUAGGCCUCCUUGCAACCGAGAACUUUCAAGAAACAAAGCCAAAACCGCAAUCAAAGCUUUCGCAAAGAACCAGCUCGUUUGUAGAAGCGUUCGAUGUUGCGCAGGAUCAGCUGGAUUUCAGACUCGCGGUUGUCAUCGGAUGGCAGCUGGUGGAAAAGCUCAAUAAAUCCAUGGGACAGCGCAUGAAGAACGCGUGCCGUGUGCUAGAUGAAUAUGCUUAUUCUUUGAUUGACGAGCGAAUGGCUAGUGUGGCUCAUAUGUCUGAUGUCGAAGACGAAGAAUUAUCUCAUACGGACCUAUUGAGCAUUCUCAUGAAUGCUCGUGAUGAACGUUUGGGACGCACUGAGCUAAGAGAUACGACACUAGGUCUCAUCCUUGCCGGUCGUGACUCCACCGCCCAAGCACUUUCCUGGGCGUUCUUUCAUAUACUGAUGAACAAACAUCUGAUUCCCAAAAUCCGUGAGGAAGCAAUUGGGAUCUUGGGUGAUGAGAAUAGCGAUCAAGAGCGCGUGACAUACGAGAAUUAUAAACGCUUUGUUUGGACUCAAGCGGUCGUACAUGAGACCCUCAGGUUACAUCCGAGUCUUCCCAAGACUGGAAGAUACGUUGCCUCAGAUGGCCAAAUCCCUGGCGGGCCAAUGGUUGAGGCUGGUAAUUUAGUUCGAUGGAGUGCCUGGAAAAUGGGCCGUGAUGCUUCGCUGUGGGGACCGGAUUGUGGGGAGUUCAAACCGGAACGUUGGGUUGAUGAGAAAGGUCGCUUGAAGCAAUAUGGGCCGUUCAAGUUCCCAGCUUUUGGGGGCGGUCCAAGGAUUUGCGUAGGUCAGAAUCUGGCCUUGUUACAGGCUGGUAAGGUCAUCAUAGAAGUUCUCAGGCAGUUCGAGGUGGAUUUCGCGCCGGGAUGGUUAGAAAAUGUCCCUAAGAGUGAGGCAAUUCAAGGCGUGCCAAGUCGAUAUCCAACUCCAAUGUAUCGGCCUUCCUUGACGCUGCCGAUGGCCAAUCCUAUGAUGCUCUCAAUUAAGCGCCGUGCUUCAGAAGCAUAG